AUGCGACACCACGGUAAGGAGUGGAGGUUGAGGUACGAAUGGCAGCCGGUGCACCGAGCUGAACGACACGUAGUCGCGAACCGUUGGCUCUGGUUGCGUACUCGAAAGAUUGCGUUUCUCGUGCUACUACUUCCACUACUUGUAAUGCUUUACUCUGUUUCGCCCAAGGCGCCGCUUCAAAGACACAGCGCUUCCACACUGACGAGCUACACGAGAACACACCGUGCUGACGAGGUUUGGCCAACACCCGCGCCAGGCGAGGAUUCCACCGGGGAGGGUAUCACGCUCAUCACCAGCGUGCCUGCGAGCGGUGCUUGGCGCCAUGCCGGGCGGUUGAGCGACGUAUUUCAAGAAGCAAUCUCAAGCUGGCUGCGCUUCGCUUCUCGCAUCGUCUUGAUCGCUGAUCGCGCCGACUUCUGUCACGACUUAGCGACCAGCCUCCCGAAGCAUGUUCUUUGUGUGACGCAUCGUUGCUCGGGCGCCCGUGGUAUCCCCAUCGUUCCUUGUCUCGUAGCUACCGGUCUUGCAAACACGAACACUGAGGUUAUCAUGUACACAAACUUCGAUAUUGCGUUUUCGGGGUUGGUAAGGGAAUUAAUUCAAGCGGCGAGGCAGCAGAUGGGUUCCUUUGCUGUAUUCGGCCGUCGAUACGACCGGAACUUGUCUCCAGGAGCGUCCGAUAACGAGGAGCUGCACGCUGCUUGGGGUCUCGAUUACUUCAUCUGCAGGAAGCAGGACUUUCCUGUACAAAGUAUGCCACCAUUUGUUAUUGGCAAUUGGCGCUGGGACAACUGGCUGGCUGACUAUUUUAUUCGGCAUCCGCAGAUUGCCGACAUCGACGCGACUGCCGUGAUUCGGGCUUUGCAUCUGAGCGGCGCGCCGCACGUGCCUGCUGCAGAACGGGAUGGUGCGGUCUACAACGAAGGUUUAGUACCGCGCGUGGACUCUGGGGAUUUUCGUGACCUAGGGCGCAGCGACAAUUCCAACUGGAUUGCCUAUGCGUAUCCGACUGCGUUUGUUUUUUGUCAUCGACGCCCUGAUCCUGUUACACUAGCACAAUUCUGUCGGGUGACUCGACGCGAUCGCGACUGUGAGUCAAGACAGUAUCUUGGUGACCUUCGAGUGACCGCCUGA
Cyanidioschyzon merolae strain 10D is the source of this 1134-nucleotide messenger RNA. RefSeq lists its product as hypothetical. The record is from RefSeq and is a predicted model, not a curated record. The coding region runs from base 1 to 1134 and encodes 377 amino acids. The transcript has a single exon. NCBI's taxonomy places the organism in Eukaryota, Rhodophyta, Bangiophyceae, Cyanidiales, Cyanidiaceae.